AUGGGAUCCCAAUCUGCAGAUGAAGCGGCAUGGUCCGCGAAAUCAGUGAUUGCAGAAUUUCCUCAACCCUUAGCGGAAAAUACCUCCUCCCCGGUUCCCUUUUUCCACCUCCUGGAACGCUUAAAAACUACGAAGCGAGAAGGCUGGCGCCGAUUUAACAUUACGCAUGGCGAGUCCAUUUCGGAUCAUAUGUAUCGCAUGGCAAUCAUGACCAUGCUUGCGCCACCGUCUCUAGCACGGAAACUCAACAUACCUCACUGCACGAAGAUGGCUCUCAUUCACGACAUGGCCGAGUCGGUGGUUGGAGACAUCACGCCGGUUGACACCCACGUCACGAAAGCUGAGAAAGCGCGCCGAGAAGCUGAAGUCAUGCAGUAUAUCUCGAAAAGCCUGCUGGGUGGCGUAUAUGGCGGUUCAGCUGGAGAGACCUUGCAGUCGGUUUUCCAGGAAUAUGAAGACAAUGAAACUCUGGAGGCGAAAUUUGUCCAUGAUAUCGACAAGAUGGAAUUGCUGCUCCAGACGAUAGAAUACGAACGGACACAUCGCGGAAAGCUUCAGUUGACGGAAUUCUAUGGUGUCAUGAAGCGUAUACAGCUCCCGGAGGUCAAGGAGUGGGCGGAAGCAGUGAUGAAAGAAAGAGAGGCAUUCUGGGCGGACAAAGGCGGCGCACCGCUUCUCCGUCAAUCCUGA
Messenger RNA from Uncinocarpus reesii 1704, 690 nucleotides. RefSeq lists its product as uncharacterized. The record is from RefSeq and is a predicted model, not a curated record. Lineage: Eukaryota; Fungi; Ascomycota; Eurotiomycetes; Onygenales; Onygenaceae. Gene Ontology annotation, cellular component: cytoplasm. The transcript is spliced from 2 exons. Gene Ontology annotation, molecular function: 5'-deoxynucleotidase activity. The coding region runs from base 1 to 690 and encodes 229 amino acids.